Molecule: messenger RNA, 3228 nt
Organism: Aspergillus welwitschiae
Lineage: Eukaryota; Fungi; Ascomycota; Eurotiomycetes; Eurotiales; Aspergillaceae
Product: LMBR1-like membrane protein-domain-containing protein
Exons: 3
Coding region: 1-3228 (1075 amino acids)
Cellular component (GO): membrane
Molecular function (GO): protein-folding chaperone binding
Source: RefSeq, a predicted model, not a curated record
AUGAUUUCCGCAUCACCUGUUCCCGUGGGGUCCAGCGUCUUUUUCACUUUGGCCCUCCUUACGAUCUCCGUGCUAGUUCUGUUACUUCUGCGGCGCUUUCUCACUCUCCGCGCGACUCCGGCCUACCUUUCAAUCCCCGUCUUCCUUGCACUCGCGCUUCCGGCCAGUGUAGUUCUUCUGGUCCCCAUUGACCUAGCAUCAAGCUCACGCGAUGGCGGAGGCCCCACGGCUAUCUGGCUACCCGACCGCCUAAUUCUCGUCUCCUGGCGCAUUGCUUACUGGCUAAUCUUUGUGCUGACAUGGGCCAUCCUUCCUUUACUCGGAGAAUACAUUGAUUCGGGUUACCGUGACCCGAAGGGUCGCAUUCAAUACUCCAUUCGUUCCAAUGCGCGGUACCAAUUGAUCGUGCUGUGCUGUGCAACGGUCGGAUUAAUCUACAUUUCGAUCCAGAAUGGCUUUGAAUUCACCUCGAUUAAGACGCUAGUGAUGGCUCUUGCAUAUGUUUGGGGUCUGGUUCUGGCCAUCUAUCUGAUGGGUCACGGACUUGUUUCCAUUCCCCGCACGCUCUUCCGUAACUCCAACGUCAGUGGUCGUCUGCGGAGGAUCCAAGCACAUGCUCCGAAGCUGCACGACCGUUUGAUGGACGCGAUCAAUGACCUGGAAAGCCUGGAAUCGCAAGUCGCCCAACUGCAGCGUCGCAAAACGGGCACCGCUCGUGAUUUUCAAGAGUGGAUUGAUGAAUUGGCAGAGACGUCGAACCCGCCCGAGCUGCGUUCGGGGCUCUUGGAACAGGCGGAUGGGCCCGGCACUAUCCCUGCCGUCAUUACUGAACGUUACCUUGCGGACUUGACCCGUCGUCUUCAGCGCGCUCGGCAUCAAAAGGCUCGCUUCGUCGACGAAUGGGAUCGCUUGGUCCUAUCCGCAGCAGACAUGCAGGCAAUUAUCAAUUCGUCGGCUUCUAAGAAGCUCGAGUUUAUUCACUCCCCCUAUCGAUCAUCUUGGCUCCCGAGCCUUAACUUUCUGAGUCCAUACAUGCGAUACCAUCUCUAUGUGCAUGUUAUUCCAAACGUGCGACUUGGACUAGGCGCGGUUUUCUCGGCGGCGUCCGUGUGCGUUGUCUGGUCGGAGUUGGUCAAGUCCUUGGCGCCUCGGCUAUCCGUCGUGACGCUUUCUGUGGUUUCCUACCACAAGGAACCGGCGCCGGUCGACUUUGGGCGCCAAUUGAUUGCCUCUGCUUGGCUGCUGUACAUGUGCUCGGCAGCAUUGGUGGGUGUCAACGACGCCAAAGUGUGGGGCAACCGUGCUUUGGUCCGCCGAAACACGUACGGGGAGAGUGCCUGUUGGUAUGCGGGGCUAGUGGCCAGACUGACCGUUCCCAUCGCAUACAACUUCUUGACCUUUUUGCCUGCGACCGUCCGGCAAAGCACCACUUUCUACAAGUUCUUGGGCCGGUUCAUUGACCUUACCCCGCUCGGAAAGGGCUUUGAUUACUUUUUCCCGGUCUUCAUUCUGGUUCCUAUCGGUGCCACGCUUUUCAACCUCUACGGUCGCGUCCAGAAUAUCUGCAGCUGGGGUCUUCUGGAAGAGGAUGAUGAUGACCUGGAGAAUAACCCCGGUGGCUACGGGCUAGGCGGAUGGCGAGAGGGACGUGAUCUUAUCGACCGGGAGCUCAACGGCCUCGGCUCUUUGGGACUCUCCCCUCGUGGCGGUCGGUCACCUCGCCCGUCCAGUCGCAUUGACGAUGACACGCCAGCGUUCUCCUCCUCCCGCACCGCACUCCUGGAGAAUUCUAGAACCCCUCGAGCCUCCAGGGGAACACCAGCCACCACUCCUUUAAUGGAGGAUGAGGAUGAAGAUAACUUUUUCCAGUCCUUUGCUCACCGAGUAAGAAACACUUUCGAGACCGCCAGCAAGCCCCAGUGGCUGCAGGGCGACUCCUUCCGUCUCCCCAGAUGGAUGGGCAGCGAAAGCAAUGAGGGCGAUAGCGGGCUGGCGAGGUGGUUUGGUGGUCGACCAGCACCUGGCGGAGUCCGACUCCAGCUGCUCUCGCACAUUUCUCUGUCCUCGCUGGGCGAGACGUGUGCAUCCUACUUAGACCACGUCACCACCAACCUUCCUCCGUCCUUGCACUCUCUCCACCAUCAGCUCGUCGCCACGCUCUCAUCAGCCAAAGACUCGACUCCCCUGCGCCUGCUUACGCCUUUGCCCGAUCUACUAGCGGACCACACAGACGGCGCAUACACCACCCCCGUCGCUUAUACCCUCCUCGUUUGUACAAUUGUCGUUCUCGUCAUGUCCUGGCGCUCUCCGUUCGCCAACUUCUGGCGCCGCGGUUACACCAACGUCGAUAACACUCCCCAAGUCACCGACAACGACUACAGCUACAUCACACAAGAUGAUAUUGUCGACCCACCCGCAAACACGUAUCGCAAUCAAUAUGCAGGGGCAGAAGAUACCGAGCCCGACACUCUUAUUCUGAAACACCGCAAGGAAAAGUACGAUCUGCACUUCCCGGCUUACGCUAUCAACGACGGCGCCCUCAGCGUGGGUCAACUGAGACAGCGGGCAGCGGAGGCGACGCGCACCCCUGAUCCGAAGCGGAUCAAACUCCUCUACAAGGGGAAGUUGUUGGACAACGACUCGCUGCCGUGUCGGUCGGAGGGUCUCAAACAACAGUCGGAAGUGCUGUGUGUGGUCUCCGGAGUGGAGCCCGGGGAGAGCUCACCCAGUGAGUUGUCCGAGGCGGAGGCUGACAGGAACGCGGAUUCCGCCCGUCAGGAGGUAUCUGGUCGCAAGAAGUCAGGCAAGAACAAGAAGCGCAAUGGCAAGAAGAAGAAGGGUGGAAAGCAGGCUGAUGGCUCAAAUACCCUCCCACCUCCUCCCGCCGCCGCCGAACCUCCACGCCCGUCCAACGGAGCCGGCAUGCCGCCCCCGGCGCCCAAUUUGAAGCUGUUCAGCAACCCGCUCGACCAAGUGAACGCACUGUCGUCGUACCUGCAGCGGGAGCUCGUCCCUCUCUGCGAGGAAUACAUCACGAACACACCGGCGGAUGCCAAGUCACGCGAGUUCGAGUAUAAAAAGCUGACCGAGACGAUCCUGGCGCAGGUUCUUUUGAAUGCGGACAACAUCAACCCCGAUGGUGUGCAGGAAAUCCGCGAUGCGCGUCGGGCACUUGUCAAGUCAGCUCAGAACGCGCUCAAUAGCCUGGACCAGGUGAGCAGGUCUUGA